Molecule: messenger RNA, 1656 nt
Organism: Rubroshorea leprosula
Lineage: Eukaryota; Viridiplantae; Streptophyta; Magnoliopsida; Malvales; Dipterocarpaceae
Source: the annotation of a GenBank genome assembly
AUACAAAAAAACCCAUGAUAAAUAUAUUGCCUUUUCAAUCUUGUUUGGAUGUUCAAAUCCUCAUUUUCACUAUUCCUCUAAAUUGGGGCAAAUGGGAGAGGGAAAAAGUUGUAAUGAGUUAUGGUAGGGUAGCUUGUAAUCGUCAGGACAAGCCUCUAUGCCAUAAACGAAAGAGAGCUACAUAUGAUGAUGACUUGGGCAAAGAUGGAGUCAAGUCUGCUGUAAUGGAGAGAGCAAGGGAGGUUCAAGCUAAUUUAUCGACUGAAUUUCCAAGCUUCAUUAAGCACUUGCUUCAGUCUCAUGUCACCAAAGGAUUUUGGCUGGGUAUUUGCAGGAGAUUCAGCCAGAUCUAUUUGCCAAAGCAAGAUACAGUGAUGAUAUUGGAAGAUGAAAAUGGUAAAGAGUUUGAAACAAAAUAUCUAGCGGGAAAAGCUGGCCUUAGUGCAGGCUGGAGAUGGUUUUCCAUUGCACACAAAUUAUUGGAAGGAGAUGUUGUGGUUUUCCAUUUGGUCGAACGCUUAAAAUUUAAGGUGUAUAUUGUGAGAUGCAAUGGUUAUGAUGAAGUAGAUGGUGCUCUUGGCCUUCUCAAGUUAGAGGCUUGCAACAAACCAGCAGCCCUUGAGAAGGAAGUAGAGAUUCAUGAGGAAAUGGCAGAUAUGUCUUUGGAGGAGAUGAUGCUUGCACCUGACAUUUCUGAAGAGAACAAUAAAAAUGUUAGCUUGAUGUCUAAUGGCACUAAUAUGGCGCCUGUCUCACAUCAUUCUGAAAAUGACAGUGAGAAUCUUGUCUCUGAGGUUAUGGAUGGAAUUAUGUUAUCAGAUUCUGUUGUGGACUUCAAAGAUGUGAAAAGCAUCAAGGAUUUUACUAUUCUUGUGAAUGGAUUGAUCAUUAACUCUGGGCUUAGCAAAUACCUUCAGACUAAGUAUUAUGAGCUCUGCUGCAGUCAGAAUUCAUUCCUUCAUGACCAUCUUCUUGAGGGACUCAACUGUAAACUGGCAGCUGGAGUAAUUGCUGAGACCAUCAACAUAGCUGAUGCAAUAAGAGCUUCUAAACUUAACACCUCGGAGGACAAUUUUUUGACUUGGGAUAAAACAUUAAAAGCUUUUGAGGUUUUAGGCAUGAAUGUUGGGUUUUUACAAGUGCGGUUGCACCAAUUGACAAAACUUUCUUUGCAAUCAAAGAGGUGCCGUGAAGCAAAAUAUGAAUGGGAUAUUGCAGAGGAGGAGAAGAGAAUGCUCGAAUCAAAGCUUUUCGAAGUGAAUGAGAAGCUAAACGUGCUUGAUACUGAAAUUAAGACACUGGAGGUGAAUCCUGAUAGCCUUGAGAUUAUGUUCGAAGAAGCAGCUAAAGCUCCAUGGUGAUGGCAGGUACUUGAGUAGGUAGCUCAUAGUUUUUUCUUUUGCUAAUAGAAGGUAAUAGUCUUUUGUGGAGGGAAACAGGUCAGAGUUCUUUGCUGAGUGCCUGCCUGGGAGAAGUACUUUUUGGAUACACCAGGAUAUCUGGCUCUUUUGUGGAUUCACUAAGGUCAGCAGAAAUAUAAUGAGAAGAAAAUAGUGCAUAUCAUCCUUAUUUUGCUUCGACUAAGGGAAGAUAUUCGGCAAUCUAACAUGAGAAAGUAUGUAGAGUCACCGAUGGAAGUAAAUUCUGCAUACUUUC